Molecule: messenger RNA, 459 nt
Organism: Penicillium digitatum Pd1
Lineage: Eukaryota; Fungi; Ascomycota; Eurotiomycetes; Eurotiales; Aspergillaceae
Gene: tma22
Product: putative RNA binding protein Tma22
Biological process (GO): formation of translation preinitiation complex; translation reinitiation
Molecular function (GO): mRNA binding; translation initiation factor activity
Source: RefSeq, a predicted model, not a curated record
AUGGGAAAAACUGACAAUCUAACACUUCUGCCAGAUGCCCUGAACGCCAAUCUCUCCGCCCUCUCUGUCUCAGCGCAAGAACGCGCCGCUAAGGAUGCCGCUAAGAAGGAGGCUAAAGCUGCUGCUAACGAGGCACGCGACAGCGAGCGCAAGGCCGCCUCCAAGAUUCAGAUCAAGCGCGUUGAGCGGAACAAGCGCAAGUACGUGACGGUUGUGAUCGGGCUGGAGGUCUUCGGAUUGGAGAACAAGAAGAUUGCAAAGGACCUGGGCAAGAAAUUUGCUACGGGGUCGUCGGUGACCCGUUCGCCUGCAGGCAUCGAGGAGAUCACCGUCCAGGGUGAUGUUAGCGAUGACCUGCGCGAAUGGCUCCUCGAGAUUCACGGCAAGAAGAUCCCCGCGUCUAAUAUCGAAUUGAUUGAAGACAAGAAGAAGAAAAAGAGCGAGGGCCCGAUGGUAUAA